UUUCUCAAGCAUUGUCUGGUAACACUGCGCCCUGAACUAAAUAGAGCAAAACAAUAGAGUCUGAAUAAAAUGUGCUGUAGUUUUUAGUUUUUUAGUUUAGGGCACAAACAACGGGGUGUUGCGAGCAUAAAAAACACGCCUGAUUGAAAACGGGAGCUGCGCGUCCUGGAAAAGUGAAAAAGUGCACAACACAGCGAACUAAAUUGCAAGCAAUUUUCGGGAUAAUUUAUGUAAUUCAGUGAAACGAAACACUUAAUUGCCCGAUUAAGGCUGCUCUUGGACAGUAUUUACAGACUACAAAUCAUAUUUUGUGCAAAAAGUAUUAGCCUGCUAGUCGGUCAAAGUUCGCACUAGCGCCCUCAGCCUUGAAAGCUUUCCAGUCGUAGCACCCAGAUGGACACUUUCUGAUUUAAUAUAGGAUGCUUCCCAGCCUCGAUACCUUAAUGCGUUGCUCGAAGCGGGUCCUGCAAUCGCCACUUGAAGCGGCCGCCAGUCAGAUGCGGAAUGGCCACAGCAAGGCGGCCUCCGGCGGCAUCUACGGCCCCUUUACGCCGGACAACGAUCUCAGCUGCUCCGGCCGGGGGGACUGCAUCAACAACACGUGCGUCUGCGACAUUCGAUAUGCGGGAAACGAGUGCGACAUCUUCAACUUUCCCUACUACAUCGGCAUCUCCACGGUCUUCUACGUGGUGGCCCUCGUCUCGGUCAUCCAGCUGCUCAUCUGCAUAGUGGCUGAGUAUCAGCGCCUGAAGCAGCCGUCGAUCCUCCGGGCCUGUCGCAUCACCACCCAGAAGCUGCUCUACUUCAUGGUCUUUGUGGCGGCCUCGUUGCGAGGCGCUUACUUCACGACUCCAUUGGACCUGCAGCCACAAUGGGCCGUAACUUUGAUGUCCGCUUACUAUCCGUUGCUUAUGACAUGUGCCUCCCUGAUUGUCUGCAUGUGGGCCGAGAUCUUUCACCUGCGCGACAUUCGCUGGGAGAAGUCGCAGUUCCUGUCGAAGAGCUUCCUGGGAUUCAUCGCCUUCAACUUCUUCCUGUACAGCCUGUUCGGCAUAGAGGUCUUCAACUCGCUGAUCAACGCGGAGCGACGCGACUACGCCCACAUCUUCAACGGCUGCUAUGCAGUAUUGCUGCUGAUCGUGGUCGUCUUCUUCCUCAUUUACGGCGUGGAGGUGUUCUUCAAGCUGCGCGGCGGCUUCGUCUACGACCAGACGGGAAAAAUCCUGGGUCCCAGCGAGGCGAUCGUCAAUGCGUCCCAGCUGCACCAGUCGCGAUUCGGACUACUGAGUCAGGCCGUGAUGCUCAUCGUGAUUGUUGGCUUUCUCACUUCCGAGACUUUGGGCGACUUCUGGAAAGCCAAGGUUCCAGUCCACUCCCGCAACUGGCAUGACAUCAUUUUCCGCAUUGCGGAGAUUGGAGUUGCACUUUGGUUUCCCUGCUGCCUCUGGAACUCAAUGGCGCCCGAACAGCUUUGGAUCCUCAAUCCCCGGAAACUGUUGUCGCGCCAAAUCGACCCAUCGAUACCCACUUUGAAUGCCGAUACCAACAAGCUCUCGCCCGAGGAAGGCCAGUCGUUCCUAACCAAGAAGGACUGCUGGAUUUGCUACGACUCCGAUAAGCCGGAGCCCCUCAUCCAGCCCUGUCGGUGCACCGGUGACGUCAGCUCAGUGCACCACGAAUGCCUCAAGCGGUGGCUCGUGGAGAGUUGCAGCAACUCGGAGGCCCUGUUGGCCUGCAAGGUGUGUGGACAUCCCUACGAGAUCGAGAAGUCAAAAAAACUCGAGUGGGACAAGGGAUUCACCAUCCAGCACUGGUCCAAGACGGUCAUCUUGAUCACCCUGAUGUGCAUAACCGGAGCCACUGCCUGGGUCGUCAUACAGAUGUACGUGGAUCCCCUUGUGCGCGUGAUGACCGUCGGAAUCGCUGUCCUCAUUGGAUAUGUUUGCGUCAAGUGCUUGGGCGAAAACACGGUGGUGGCCUACCAGCGGGCCAAAGUGAGCUCCAUCAAUAUUGUGACCAGUUCUGAGAUGGAAAAGCUGCACACCAUUUGCGAGGAGGUCAGCGCCAGCACGUCGGCGGCAGCAGCUCGGACGGGAGUGGCUACGUAGACGCGGAGUCCUUCGACCGAGGGAGCCGUGACAGACACACAUCAGCUGAAAUUUCAGACAUUGCAACUUACUUACUAGUUUAGAAUGCGUUCAGCACACUAUUUGCUCAAUGCUCAAUUAUUAGUUUAUGCAUCACAAGUGGGCCGGUCCUCCACCCGUUCCCAUCCUCAAUUGUGUACAUAGGUUAAACCAGUUACUGAGUAGCAGGAGUAGCGAAAACAGUUUCGAUUAGCGAGUCAAUUUUGUUUCUCAAAUCAUUCAAGUUUCCGAAAGCGAAUCGUAUUAAAAGAAAAGCCAAAUAUUAUGUAGUCUAAGCAUAGGUCAGUAUCGAUUGAAAAACAUAAAAAUAAAAAACAAAAACAUCUUGAGAUUAUAAACGCGUUGCCAAGUAGCCUGAAAAGUGAAGAAACAACAUAUUUGAUGCUUCUAUAAGCCAGUGAGUCAGCCUCCAUAUUGUGUAGUUUUUAGUUUUCUUUUAUUUAAAGCUAAUUUACGAGAGCAUUUUGAUUUCAAAAUUUCAUUUUCCGUAUUAAAGUAUAAAUGGAAAUACUUGGCGAAUAUUAAGUUAAGCAAGUAGGUUUUUACUUUGUAUUCUAUUGGAGUAAGUUUCCCGUUUAAGAUGCUAAUUUAUAUUAUAUUUUCUCCUACUAUAUACACCCAUAUAUAUCAAUAUAUAUACAUUUUAUUGUAGUAGGUACACGAGAUUUGUCAAGCAAAGCAAAACAAAACUGCAAAACAUGAGAAAUCCAAACAAACAUAAACUAAGUAACCAUAAACAUUUUUGUGAUAAAUCCAACAACUUAAAUAUAACUAUAUAAUUUAUAGUAUUCAAAA
This is a messenger RNA of Drosophila ananassae, 2942 nucleotides long. RefSeq lists its product as uncharacterized. Gene Ontology annotation, molecular function: zinc ion binding. The record is from RefSeq and is a predicted model, not a curated record. Bases 420 to 2108 code for a protein of 562 amino acids. NCBI's taxonomy places the organism in Eukaryota, Metazoa, Arthropoda, Insecta, Diptera, Drosophilidae. The transcript has 7 exons.